UCGUCGGUUCCAGCGCCAGUUGCAUGGGUUGGUUGAACGGUUAACCGUAAUGUUUUGGAGGGAAGCCGAGUAUAUCUUUGUUUUUAGCCCAAUAAGUGCGUACAGCAAGCAGCAAAAUUAUCUGCCUAUGUGAAUGCACAUGCUUUGCGUUGGCAGAAGAACUCAUGACUUUUACAACGUGUUGGUGAACGCUAGUCCUGAGUUGCUGGAGUAGAUAAUGAGAAAUGCACGUUGCACCGGCACUUUACGGUCAGCGGGUAAUCGUGCCACCCCCGACGACCCGAGAACUUUGAAGACUUUUCGAAAGCCAGGAAGUAAGGAACGCCUUGACAAGCAAGACACGACAGUGCAAACUACUUGUCGUCCACAACCAGCCAGUCAGCCAAGCAGAACCAAGUUUGCCACCAAAGGCCUGCCAAGCAGAGUCAACAAGGAGAACAUGCUGUCUGGACCCUUGAUGCGCAGGGCUAGCAGCCUGAAGUCCUCAUCGAGCAAGGACAGCCUGGAUUCCACUGGGAGCAAAGAGAAGAGAGCACGCCCAAAGUCAGCGUGCCAAGGCUGGUUAAACAUAGGGCAGCGAACGGUCGGAACGCAGACGGAGAAAGGUUCCGCUGCCGAAGCUGAGAAGGCACCUGUCAACAUCAUCUUACAACUGGAAAAGGAGAAGAGCCUCUUGGAACAGCAGAUUUCCGAGCUCGUCCGAAAUGCAGAGGGAAAGAAGGCCGAGAUUGUCACUCUCCGCAUGGAAGUGAAGCGACUCAAAGAGACCACAGUGGACGCCUGGAAACUGGACGCUGCCGAAGCAGAAAACCAGCGACUGCGUGAGCGUCUGCUCGAGAUGGGGGCCCCUAUCGAGCAGACGGCACUUUCGGACACGGACAAGGAACAGUUUCUGCUGCGUCGAUCGGCGUCCGGUUCCUUUGGAAGCCUCGACGGACGAGAGGCGGUUAGAUCUUCGCCCAAGUCAGCAGAAGGGGCGCUCUCAGAUCCCGAAGCCGGGGCGUCGCUGGGGAGCCGUGAUUGGGACAAAGGGAGCACAAGCAGCGUGAGCGAGAUGUCGGUUGCAUGCUUGCAGGACCGCAUCAUGCAAAUGGAGGAGACUCAUUACAGCACCAAUGAAGAGCUGCAGGCUACGUUACAAGAACUGACAGACUUGCAGGACCAGCUGACAGACCUUCAGUUAGAAAACGAACGCUGGGGGGACGAAAAGUCUGUGCUGUUCACCAAGCUGUGCACUCAGACAGAGGAGUUGGAAGACUACAUGGCACAGCUAACCCACCUGAAAGCGCUGCUCCUGCAGCAAGACCCCUGUCUGGAUAGCCAGUCCCGUGAAUACCACUACAUCCAGCUCAUACAGCGUGGAGAGGGAGAAGUUCAGGCGCUGCAGGCCAAAGUGCGUGAGCUCGAGGCUGCACUAGAGGGAGCCAGCCAGGAAGUGCAGGAUGCACACUGGGACCGCGCAGGCCUGGCAGAGAGAGUGGCACUUCUGCAAGCAGCCCUCGAGGCCCAGGGUACUGAGGCCCAGGGUACCCAGAGAUCUGAACAGGGUAGCAUCCCAAGCGCUCAGGAGCAGCUGGCAGUGGCACAGCACGAGGCAGCGGCGCAGGUAGCUGUUCUGGAGCACCAGAUAGCACAGCUGGAGGCAGAAAAGACCCAACUGGCUGAAGAGUGGGAGCUCAAGUGUCAGAAGCACUUAGAGGAGAAACGCCAGCUCAGAGGCACCGUGGCAGAGCUACAGAACAGCUUGGCUGACACUGGAGCACUCCUUGGAGCUGCGCACAGGGACCUACAAGCCAUUCGCUCCCAACACCAGCUUGAGACGGAGGAGUGGAAGCAGUUCGAGGCGGACUUGCUGACAACCGUAAGGGUCGCAAACGACUUCAAGACCGAAGCCCAACAGGAAGUGGAGCGAAUGCACUGCGACAACCAGCAGCUUCAGGAAAAAGUGGAAGCGCUGGAGGCUCAGCUGGAGAAGCUCAAGCAGUUACAGCAGCAGCUCCACCAAGGCAAGCAAGCUCCGGAGCUUUCUCCCAAGAAUGGCCUCGCGAUACAUCCCGAAAGUGGGGACGCUUCCGGCACUGCCAGGCGAUCGCUGCCGAAGUGGGGCGACUUCAGGGGCUCUGCACAGCCGUCUGUGCGGAGCCUUAUCGAGUCCAUUGAGCGGCAGGCCAAAGGUCCGAGCAGUAGAAGCUCAUCUGCGAGUAGUUUGAACAGCAUGGCUUCGGAUGCCAGGCCCGUGGCUACCACUCUACCACUCGGUACUCCUGGAGAGGCCUUUCUCAAGCCUAGCCUCAAGCAGGCAGAUAAGUCACGCCUCCAAAGGGCAACCGUCGAGAAAGCGUGUCCCUCCUCGGAAGGUGUCGCUCGACAAGACGUUGAAAAGCCCAUUUCCAUCUUGGCCAACAAGCUGGACCCCAUACGUAGAAAUAGCUACAGUGACCUAAUCAUGGAGAAGAAAGAUCCUCUAGCCUCACUGGUGAAGGGAGGAGGCUCCAAGCGCAACGCUCUGCUCAAGUGGUGCCAGAGCAAGACGCUUGGCUACAAGGGAAUCGAUAUAACCAACUUCAGCAGUAGCUGGAAUGAUGGCUUGGCCUUUUGUGCCCUCCUGCAUACUUAUCUCGGAGAUAGCAAGAUUCCGUACGACCAGUUAGACAGCAAAGAUAAGCGACGAAAUUUCAGCAUCGCAUUCGAGGCUGCGGAGACCGUUGGAAUACCUAGCACUCUGCUUGUGAACGAACUGAUUGCUCUGGAGCGACCAGACUGGCAGUCCAUAAUGGCAUACGUCACUUCGAUUUACAAACACUUUGAGGCGUCCGUUUGACAGCUGAGAUGCCAUCUUGCCCCAGAUGAGAUUAUUGGACAUUUUGCUACUUUCUUACGCAUACAUGUAUUCAGUAUUAUAAAGACGAAGUCCAAUGCCCUAUCAUUUUACAUACUGUGAUCACCUUGUGGGCUGUUUAUUGUCGCACUAUGUGUUCAAGAACAAAUGUGUGUGUUUUUUAGUUAAGAUUUUACGGUAGUUUUAAGACCUAUAUAGUGUGAAUGUGUCACUAUGGAGGCACGAGCCUUGGAAGGAAGUAUGUACGUAAACUGCAGG
Ornithodoros turicata is the source of this 3097-nucleotide messenger RNA. Its product is annotated as cytospin-A-like. Gene Ontology annotation, biological process: actin cytoskeleton organization. Gene Ontology annotation, cellular component: microtubule organizing center; filamentous actin. NCBI's taxonomy places the organism in Eukaryota, Metazoa, Arthropoda, Arachnida, Ixodida, Argasidae. The transcript is spliced from 17 exons. The coding region runs from base 218 to 2821 and encodes 867 amino acids. Gene Ontology annotation, molecular function: protein binding. The record is from RefSeq and is a predicted model, not a curated record.